Molecule: messenger RNA, 1005 nt
Organism: Lactuca virosa
Lineage: Eukaryota; Viridiplantae; Streptophyta; Magnoliopsida; Asterales; Asteraceae
Source: the annotation of a GenBank genome assembly
AACGAGGGGAAUUUCAAGGAUAACAUCAACCUACCCUCCCCCCUCUCUCUCUCUCCCUUCGUCCCGCAUCUCUCUCCAGAUCGAUUGUAGAAAUCGAUUUGUAACAAAUGCUACAACCAUCGGUAGUUUAUCUGUUGCCACCGAUUACACCUACAAUCGUUUACGGCGUUAAUGAAAUCGAUUUCUACAAUCAGCGGAUCUUCAUCACUUUCCUCCAGCCUUCAUGUUUCAUCUAAGCAAUCGUUAUUUGCUGAUACUCGAUCGAACAAACUGGAGGACGAAGAUCCUCACCUCACUUUUGGUCCCCUUACAUCUUCUUGACUAUUCCUGACUGGCUCUUCGGAAUUUUGCAGUAAGUAUCGAUCCGAUAAUCUUGUUUACACAUUCUCUCUCUCUCUCUCUCUCUCUCUCUCUCAUACACACACAUCUUCAUCGUUCCCGCCUUUGAUUGCCAUCGCCUCGCCUCCGGAUGGUGAUUCGCUCCUUCGCCUUCAUCGUCGUUUCCUUCCUUCGACAUUGUGGUUCUUCCAUGACAUAUCCUUACCACCUACAAAUUCUGAUACUAAUUCGGAUACUGGUGGUUGAUCGGUGAUGUUCAAUCAAUCUCGGCGAAACUUUCUUUCAUUCUCCCUCCGGCCGCUACUGUGUCUACUAAUCGAUUUCAUAGCUACAUCUGAGGUUCACUUCACUUUAUCUCAAUUUGAACCGAUCCGGCUAGAUUGUCGAAGAAGUGUACAUCGGCUAGUCUUCUCGAUGGAGAAUCCAUUUCACUUAGCUAUGGGGAUCGAAUUGCUCUGGAGGGGGAGUAUAUUCACUGUCCGCUCUUCUAGGGAGCAAGAACAAGAACAAGAACAAUUGACAAGAAGUUGGAAAGAAGUCUCCUCCAUUCAUAUCGAAAGAUUUGGAGGAAAUUGUGGUGAAUAUUGAAGAGGUGAAAAUGAUAAAUUGAAGAAAAUAAUGAAAUAUUGACACGAAGACAUAAAACGCCUUGAAAUUUGUAGCAUU